AUGAUUCCUCCAAACUCAUCACAACAGCCACCUUUCAGCGCUGGCUUCGGUCAACAGCAACGUCCGAUCACGUUGGCAAAUUCUGUCCUUCACCUUCAACCCAUGCAGCCAUCGAUGAAUCAAGGUCUUUACCAUCAUCCACCAAUGAUGAAUCUCAACCCUUCCUCUCAAUCAUCAGGAAUGAUGGGUGGUCGAGGUGUGAUGUUCAAUAAUCAAUACAACACCAGUCACACGAGUCAUAAUAAUAAUAACAACCACUACCAUUACAAUCAAGGUGAUGUUCCUUCCUAUCAUCAACAAGGUCCUCCUCCACAAGGACUCACCGGACAUGGACAGAAUACAACUUUUCCACCUCAACCACAACACCAACCACAACAUCAAACGUUUGUACCUCCUCAGUUCCACUCUGAACACAUGAAUCAGCAACAGUUGUUUCCAUCGACUGGAGGAUUAUUUGAUUGGGUUCAAGAGUUGAUGAAUGAUCCAGCUCAAAUACCUCCACUUCCAGGCUCUGCGUCAUCCCAAGAACCAUUGCCACAAUUCCAUGCAUUGAACAAAAUUGAUGAUCCUAUUCACUAUGAACUCUUACCAGUGACUGCUUUUGAGUACAAUCACUGGAGACAAACAAAACAAGCCCUAAUACUUCAAGCAGUGGCAGAGAAACAAGUCACUGCCAUUGAUUUUGUCGACAACAACAAAGUUUUCCACAUUGUAAAAACAUUAUCAGUGGAUGUUUUGGUGAAUUGUGCCAAUCCAUAUGAAGAAUCUCCUCUUUCACAGGAAUUCAAAACUGCUGCUGGUACUUUUGUCUCACACGAAUUCAGUAUGAAGAUGGAAACAUUUGAAACGCAUUCACAAGCUGGAAUUGGCACCUUAAUUGAGACAUCUCAUGGAAAUUUAUCCAAUUUCAAAUUUAUUUAUCAUCUCCUUCUUCCGAAUGAUGGUGAAUUGGAAGAAGAUGUAAUUGUAAAAGCAGUCGAAAAUAUUCUUCAAACUGCUGAACAAAACAAAAUCAAAUCUCUUGCCAUUCCUCCAUUCAGACAUGAAGGUGAACAACUAUCUAAGGUAAUCAAGGUCAUGACAAAAACUCUGGAAAAAUACUUUGUGGAACAUCCAGAGAGUUGCAUACGAGAGAUUCACCUUAUCAAAAAAGACUCAAAUGCUAAAGGGGUGCACAAAGCAUUUUCCAAUGCAUUUGACUCUCUCAAAAAUUCGUACAAAAUUUAUCUCAAUCAAGAUCCAACUAUUAAGGUUGAGAUGGACAUGAUUGAUGAUUCAGAAUUUACUGGAACAUUCCGUUUUUAUGACUCAUCUAUUGGUCGUUAUGAAGCGUUCACAACGAAGGAAAAUAACUUCUUGUGUGAACAAUACAUUAAGAAUCCUAAAGCAUCUGUUUCUUUCAAGGACGAUGCAGGAAAAGAAUAUCUCAUCAACUUUGAGUUAAUGGAACAAAGGAACACUUCGACAGGUGUCAACAAUUCCAUUCAACUCAUCCCAAAGAAAGCUUCUGAAGGAUAUCUCGACGCUGUUUGGUUUUAUAAGGAUGCAUACCAAAGAAAUAUACCAUUCAAAGCUCAACAAUGUCGAAAAAUUGAACAAUUUUAUAGAGAGGGAAAGAAACUCAUCGAGCUUGACGGUUCGGCCAUUUUGUUCAAUUACCACAAUCAAACCUUUGAGAAAAUUGACCAGUCUUCAAACACCAAAACAGAAGUUGUGAGAUAUCCUGUUCUCAAAAUCGUUGAAAACCAGAAGGAAAUUCACUCUUUUUGCAAGAAAGGAGAUCUUUUAUAUGUUGUUUAUGCAGAUGCUGGAACAUUAUAUUGUGUAUCAGAUGCUGGAACUAGUUGUGUAAUUAUUAACGAAAGUGACACAAAAGCCAUCACCAUCACGAAAAUCCCAAAGAAGAAGACCACUGGAAUGCGUCCCAAAAUGCACAUGAUCAAACUGAUUUCUCCUCUUCAACAUCUCUCAAAGAGAUUCACCUCUGAAAAAUACAAUCAAUUCCUCUCCAAAUUCAAAACAUCCAAAACGAUUACAAUUUCAAUUCCACUUGAAAAGUUUAUGGAAAAACACAAGGAGUUUAAGGUAUUACCUCCUCAUUUACUCCACAUUCAGAAAAUCGGUCAGACAGGAAAUAAUUAUACUGUCACAGGUUUCUCUCCUAUUGUGGAUCAAUUCAUCCAACAAAUUUCAGAAAAUACGACCAGUAAGACUGAACGACCAAAAGCUCCCUCAAGACAGAACAACACCCAACAACAAAAAUCUUCUUCAACUCAACAAAAUGGAAAACAAAAUGGAUCCACCAAAGAUGGGAAACAAAAGAAUGCCCAACAACCUUCACAAACAGCAAUUCAUCACAAUCAACAAAUGCAAGGUACAUCACAACAGAGAUUAUCUCAACCACCUUUGUAUCCCCAACCCCAACAUCAACCAAUGACAAUGCAGACGUUCCUCCAUCUCAACAACUACAACAAAUGCCACCAAGGUUUAUCUUUUCAACAACAGCAGCAACCACAACAACCAUAUCAACCACAACUACAACAAGGAACAUGGAACAACCAACAAACAAGCACUCAAACUUCUGUUGGAAUGACUGUCCUUAAUAAUCAUUACACCAGAAGAAAUGAUUAUUAA
Naegleria fowleri is the source of this 2634-nucleotide messenger RNA. RefSeq lists its product as uncharacterized. Bases 1 to 2634 code for a protein of 877 amino acids. The transcript is spliced from 3 exons. The record is from RefSeq and is a predicted model, not a curated record. NCBI's taxonomy places the organism in Eukaryota, Heterolobosea, Eutetramitea, Acrasida, Naegleriidae.